GGUGCGCUCGUCGAGGACAGCAUGCUGGCCGUGGUGUCAUCGUCCGACCUGGUGCCAGGGGACGUGAUUCUAGGCCGCUGCGCCGCGGACGAUCUUUGGCAUGAGCGAGUGCUGUGCUGGGCGCUGCCCGUCGACAAGAGUGGUGCCGUGCAUUGGGUGGUGGCAACACCCGACGGAGACAUGUAUGUGGAGACGAUCGAGGGGGGGAGUCCCGACGACAGCCCUGUGGAAUGGAUCCGCCCGGCGACCGACGGACGCCUCCCUGUUGGUUUCCAGGACGCCGUGUACUCCUUCCAGCGAGGCGAGAUCGACGGGGCCCUCUUAGAGAAGUGCGUGAAGAAGGGUGCCACCAUAGCGUUGAAGGACGCCAGGGAGCACGGCGAGUCCCCCGUCACCAUGACCGUGGCCCGGGCCCCGGGCGGCCGCAGGGUGCCGAUCGAGGAGGUCGUAGGCGCAGGGUUCGUGCAGCCGGCGCUACGUGACGGUGCCCCUGACGGCGCAGACGCGGGAGGAGCCGUGGUGGCAGGGACUGCUACGCCGGGGACCGGCGUGUGGCGCGUGGUGGAGGAAGGCAACUCGUUGGGCUACGACGUGGGCCGUGAGGUGAAGCCCGUGACGGUGUAUAUCGGCUGCAAGGGCGUCUACUCGCCCGACGGCAAGGACUCAGUGUUCGUGGAGUUCAGUGACGAGGACGAGGGCGACUUCGUCAAGAGGGUGGCACCGCGACCCCCGCCCAAGGAGUCCUCGGCGCAGGAUGCGCGCACGCUGGCCAUCAAGUUCAACCCGCAGGGCCGUAUGCGAGACUGGCGUGAUGUGGUGGAUAGCUGCCAACAGGAGGAGUUCGAGGACUUCCCUGUGAGCGGGCCCCGCAGCAUGAGCUGGUGCCUGCACUUCUUACGACGUCGGCACACCCCCCUGGACCAUCAUCUGAUGUUCCGCAGCACGUGCUCGCUGAAGCCUGAGCAGUGGGGGGUGGCCGAGCACGCGACCUUGCUUCGCAUCAUCGAGCUUGCGGGGCAGUAUGACCAAUUGGAUGUGACGAACCUGGCGUGCAUGGAGGCGGCGGCGCGUAGGGUGCAGACCAUCGAGUGGGCCUACCACGAUAAGAUCAGGGAGACGGACGCAGGGUCCACCUCGCGGCUAUCCAUCGAGGAGGCCACGGCCUUCUCAGGCCUCAGCCGCGCGGGGGACUUGAUGAUGGUGGCGCCCGCUCUCCUAGAGCACGUGAAGUUGCAAGUAGAGAAGGACGCGGCCAUCAUGAAGAACAUCAGGAAGGCCAAGGAGGAGAGGGAGCUGAGGAGGAAGGACAACAAGGGCAACAACAAGGAGAAGGGGCGUCGCAUCCUGGGGCGCCAGGCCGUCGCCAGCAUAGCCAACCAGGCGAUCUACACCCUCAGCGACUUGGCAGGCGGCGAGCGGGGGUCUUCCGUCUCGCAGCCUGGCGAGGGGCGGGCCCCGCACGGGGCUGUGCAGCGACGUGUAUAUGCGGCCGCCGCGGCGAUGGGCCCGCCACCUGCUCUUUCGCCCUCGGGGGCCCUGCAGGAGCUCUGGGGGUGCACGGUGUACGAGGACGUCCAGUCCACCGUGGUGCCCUUCGACGAUAUGAAGGCCUCCCUGCCGAUGAGCGGUAAUCGUCCCGUUCCCCUGGCAGAUCUUUUUGGGGCCGGUGGUCAAGCUGAAGUCGACGGGUUUCUUGACUCUCAUCUUCUCAAACUAGAAGCAGCCUCCCACAACCUCAAGGGGGCCCCUCGGGAGACCUACAUGGACGAGGUGCUUCGGAACUCUCCGCAUGAGUACCGGCGGCUGGUCAAGAGGCUCGAGAGGGCCGGGAUGAUCGACUACACCAUCCAGCCGCAGGAGUUUUGUUCGCUCUUUUUCGUGAGAAAGAAAAACGGGAGCCAGCGGCUGGUCGUCGACUGCCGCCGCUCCAACUGUUGGUUCUCGGCCGCGGACCCCGUCGAGCUCAGCACGGGCGCUGGCCUCGGGAACUUAGAGGUGCCGGACGGGGCGCGGCUGUACGUCGGCCACGUGGAUAUCAAGGAUGCCUUCUACCACUUCGAGCUGCCGGAGCGCGUGCGCAACUUGUUCGCGCUGCCGGCGGCGCCGGCCUGGGUGGCUGGCCUUGCUGAGGUGGGCGGCGUGAGAGUGAGCCCGGGCACCCCUGUGCACCCGCGGCUUCGAGUGCUUCCCAUGGGAUGGUCACGCGCACUGUGGGUUUGCCAGACCUUGCAUCGCCGUAUCAUCCAGGAUAUUCCGGGCCUCGAGCCGACCUCGUUUCUACACGACCGAGGGCCAGCGCCUGCGACCACCCCCGCGUGCCACACCGUCUACGUUGACAAUUUUUUGGCGCUGGGCACCUGCCGAUCGACAGUCGAGCGGCUGGUGCGUCAGGUCGAUGAAGCUCUGCAGUCCCGGGGCCUUCCGACACGCGAGGUAGCCACGAGCUCACUGGAGGAGGAGGUUUUUGGGUGGGAAAUCAACGGAAGACUGGGCUUCAUUCGACCGCGUCCAGAACGUGCGUGGCGCAUACGUCUUGCGCUGGACGGCCUGCUAGAAACGAAGAAGGUGUCCGCCCGCGACGUCGAGAAAGUUGUGGGGCACUGCACCUUCCUAGCCCUCCUCUCUCGGACCUCGCUCUCCAUCUUCCGGUCCGUCUACACCUUCAUCGCUCGUCAUCGUGAUCACGGCACCGUGCCGCUCUGGGAGUCUGUUCGCUGGGAGCUCGAGGCCUUCAGGAACGUCAUUCCCUUGAUUCGUCGUGAUUUUGGGGCUCCGUGGAGUUCGAAGGUUAUGGCAUCGGACGCUUCUUUCUGGGGCUACGGCGUCGUCUCACGGGACCUCCCUCCGGACAAAGUUCAACAACUAGGGCGUGUCAGUGAACGAUGGCGGUUCUCGGGUAAGGCUCAGGUCAGAUCUCGUGAAGGGGUUCUGGGGCCCGACGGGGAGCUCGACAUCGGCGACUGGGUGAAGAAGGUGGAGGAGGACAGUCAGGAGAGGGAGGACGCCCUUUCGGAUCUGCCGGAGGUCUUGAAGGAGAGGGGGUGGGCGGUGCUGAUGAGCAAGAAAUGGGGGGUGCCCAUCUCCAACAUCGUUCAGGGAGAGGUCGACGCCCAGAGCGACCACCGCGCCGCGGGGGACAGCUGUGGCGCCGCGAGUGGGCCCGAGGCCGCCCGCGCUGACCUACCCAGUGCGGGGCUGCCCAGUGCUGGGUCGGCGACGGCCGAGGGCGUCCUCGCCGCCGAGCGUGGCGACGGCAGGACAUGCCCGCGGCUGCUGCGCAGCGCUGCCACCCAGCUGAAGGCAGCGCGGCGAGCGCUGCGGCUGCCGAUAGCAGGACGACAGCGCUAUCUGCAGGCUCGGUCCGUCCGGACCGAAGCAGUGCGCCUGCGCUACUCGGAGUUCUUAGAGGAGCUGGACCAGUGGCUCGGGCCCAGCGGCCUGAGUCGCAGGCCGUGCCCGAGCGGCCGCCUGGGUGCUGGGACCGUGGGCCAGUUCGACCAGGACCUGAGCGACUGGAUGAACGAGCAGUACAUGGAGGGCUACGACCACUGGCGCGGGUCGAACAUGAUGGCGGCGAUCGCCUGGGCAGACCCUCGCCUGGGCCGCGUGGGGGGGCACGGGCUUCCCCUUUCGCGGCAGGCGCUGAAGGGCUGGCGACUCCUGACGCCCGCCUCCAGCCGCCUGCCGCUGCCGUCCGAGGUGGUGUUUGCCAUCGCGAUGGAGCUGCUGGUGAUGGACCGCUGGAGCAUGGCCGUGUGCACCAUGCUGUCCCUCGUUUUCCUCAUGAGGCCCGGCGACUGGAGGACAGUGCGCGUCGAGCACCUGACGCCGCCUGCGGUGGGCGGCAGUCGCGGGCUUGCCCGCUGGAGCCUGGUGCUGCACCCGUUGGAGAACGAGGGCAGCCUGCCAAGCAAGACGGGGGAGUUCGACGAGUCGCUGCUGCUGGACCUAGAGGAGGACCAGUGGCUGGCGCCGCUCUGCCAGCGUCUCGUGCUCGGCCGCGACCCGCAGGAGCCCCUGUUCGCCUUCAGCCAGGCCGAGUUCGCGCGGUGCUUCAAGACGGCCGGCGCAAAGCUGCUGCUGCAGCGCCCUCCGCCGCCCUACAUCCUGCGGCACUCGGGCGCCAGCCGCGACUUCGCCGAGCAGCGCAGGACGCUGGUCGGGGUGAAGCGCCGGGGAAGGUGGCGCACAGACGCGAGCGUCAGGCGCUACGAGAAGGGGGGCAGACUGGGCAGCGAGUUCGCCAAGCUGCCGCUCUGCCUCCAGAACCAUGCACGCUGGUGCCUCAGGUACCUCCCCGCGGCGCUCUCCGGAUCGCUGCAGCCACGCGGGUUCCGCGCCCCCUGAGGAUGCGAGUCUUCUUGGAGGUGUUCGCUGGCACUGCUCGGCUUGGCCGAGCGAUGGCGGCGCAGGGUUUUCACGUGUUGGCUUGGGGCGUGAAGUAUGGCGAUCAGUUCGAUCUCACCUCGCCUUCGAAGCGUUCACUGAUUCGCGGGUGGAUUCUU
Prorocentrum cordatum is the source of this 4505-nucleotide messenger RNA. NCBI's taxonomy places the organism in Eukaryota, Dinophyceae, Prorocentrales, Prorocentraceae. The record is from the annotation of a GenBank genome assembly.